Messenger RNA from Pogonomyrmex barbatus (red harvester ant), 872 nucleotides. It is a transcript of the gene Cbp20, whose product is annotated as cap binding protein 20. The record is from RefSeq and is a predicted model, not a curated record. Gene Ontology annotation, biological process: mRNA cis splicing, via spliceosome. Gene Ontology annotation, molecular function: RNA cap binding. Gene Ontology annotation, cellular component: nuclear cap binding complex. Lineage: Eukaryota; Metazoa; Arthropoda; Insecta; Hymenoptera; Formicidae.
AAAUGUCUUCAUUUUGUAAUGGCGACACUGUCCUUGAGUUUAUUCAGUGAGCUCGGAUUCGAUUGCUGUUUGAUUGUUGUUUUCAUCAUUUGUAUUUUGCGGAUGAACAGAAACUGAUUUUUUUUAAAUACGUAAUUAAACUAAUUAGUAUCUUAAAUUAAAAUGGCAAUCAAAUUAAGCGCGAAUACUUCGCCGUCAGUUGAAUUAAGCUCUUACCGUGAUCAACAUUUUAAGGGUACAAGGGCUGAACAAGAUAAACUUUUAAGGAAUUCUUCUACUUUGUAUGUGGGCAAUCUAUCCUUUUAUACUACCGAAGAACAAAUAUAUGAAUUAUUUUCUAAAUGCGGUGACAUCAGACGCAUUAUUAUGGGUCUUGAUAAAUAUAAAAAGACACCAUGUGGUUUUUGUUUUGUCGAGUAUUAUCAAAGAGUCGAUGCUGAGAAUUGUAUGAGAUAUAUUAAUGGUACUCGUUUAGACGACAGAAUUAUUAGAACUGACUGGGACGCUGGCUUUAUCGAAGGUAGACAGUAUGGUCGUGGCAAAACUGGAGGACAAGUGAGGGAUGAAUAUCGAUCAGACUUUGAUAGUGGACGGGGUGGUUAUGGUAAAAUAAUACAACAGAAAGUAACAUCUCUCUCGGAUGGUGGAUUUGGACGAUAAAACUUUUAAAUGUAUGAAUGGCCGUAUAUAUGCGAGUGUCUGACUCAUUCUUCAUGAAUUAUUUAUAUAUGAUUAAAAUAAUUAAUUCUAAGUGUAAAUACAAAGUUUAAGAUAGUAUACUAAGUAGCGUUAAAGAUAGAGGUGAUGAUUUGUACAUGUAUUCAAAAACUUCAACAAACAUUUUGUGUCAUAAUAUUUAAAUCAAGAAAAAA